AGGAGAAAGGACAAGUGGUCAGGUGGUUUGAGGAGAGGGAAGAGGAGGAGGAGGAGAGAGAUAGUCUGUUCUUCUUGUGUCAGAUAAAAGAGAUCCAUAUUCCAUCUCUGAGUUGUCAGGCUUCAGGACUGCAGAGUGGAGAGACUGCAGAGUGGAUAUUGGACAGAGUGGAGAUUGGACAGAGUGGAGAUUGGACAGAGUGGAGAUUGGACAGAGUAGCAGUAACUGUGUGCUAUGGGAUUACAGGAGAUUUAAUGGAGAAAUCACAGCAUCAGAUGAGCCCUGUGAAGAUCUGAAACCACAUAGUAGCCCCAGCCUGAGCCCCAAUAUGGACAACGAGAACACCGCCAAGGAGAGAGGAGUACUAGAAGAAAAUAACGAAAAGGAGACGAUGGACAGAUAUCAGGAGGAGGAGGAGGAGAAGGGUAGGAGGGAGCAGCUGGAGCCUCUGCCUGAGGAGCAGGAGCUGGAGGAGUUGAGGAGUCAGGUGCUGCAGCUCCUCCUGGAGUUAGAAGGGGCCCGGGAGAUAUCCAACAAACACCAGGAGGCUUUCCACGAGCUGCAGGGUCUAUUGGAGGAUGAGCGUUUGACCAGCGCUCAUCAGGCAGAAGCCUUCGCACGACAGGUCCACAACCUGCAAGCCCAGCUGCGUUUGGUACAGGAGGAGAUUGAGUCUCUGGAGGAGGAGAAAAAGAGUGAACUGAUUGAGGCCCACGAGGAGCUACGCCUGGCCCAGGAGGAGGUGCUACUGCUGCAGCAGGCGGCGGAGGAGUCGGCGGCUGAGAGGGAGAACGACAUCGCCUCCCUACAGGAGGAGCUUUGUCGCCAUCAGGCCGAGCUGGGGAGGCUCAACGAGGAGGCACAGGAGUACGAGCUGGAGAUCACCACGCUCCGUGCCGAGAUCAGCAUGAAGAGUCAGAGGAGAGAGGAGGAGAGGAGAGGAGGAGACGUAGAAACACUGAAGCAGGAGUGUGUCACGUUGAGGGAGGAGUGUGAGACAUUGAAGAAUGACAACAGACGUCUGACUGAGAGACUACAGCUGCAGAGGACAGGUUCCAACAGCCACCUGUCCCUAAAGGAGGAUGAAGAAGACACCGGGAUCGGAGUGGGCACAGAGAUGGGGGGCAUGGCUGAGAGCUACAUGACCAUGGCAGACUGCCAGUCAACGGGCACAGGCACCAACUGCCGCCUGAAGGACGUGUCCAUUCAGAAGAACAUCUCGUUCGAUGGGAAGCCCAUGACCCCCACCGGCUGGAAUGGAGGAUAUGGGGAGAUCGUCUCACUAAGGGACCAGCUGAAACAAGCUGAGGAGAAGGCCUCACUGGUACAGAGACAGUGUGACGGUUUGAAGACAGAGCUGAGGGAGCUACAGGUGCUAUAUGACUGCAGCCAGAGAGAGAGGGCGGGGAUGGAGGAGGAGCUACUGCGCUGCAAGGCAGAGUUGGAGAGGCUGGCUGGAGGGGGGCAGAGCUACAUCCAUUCGUCUGAGUCUCCUGUUCUCUCCGUCCCCUUCAUAGGAAUAAUUGUAAUAUUGGGAGUGGUUUGGUGCUGGUUGUCCGAGCUGGCGUCACAGAAAGCAAGGGGUGUGAUAUAGAACGGAACCCUAUUCUGACUGUCACCGCGGCAACAGCUGUGCUUCUGAUUCGUGGCUAGCUUGUUGAGAGGCCCGAUGUUGAGCAGGUCAGAUCAGUGACAAGUUACACCGACAAAAGACGGUAAUGUCUGCUUAUAGACAACUACCCUCCAUCCCCACCCCCUUAUCACAUCGAUCUGGGACGAACAACAGAUCACACGCCAUUUCUCUAAUUCAUCCAUUGGAAGAGGAAAUUCAGAUGACAACUGUUCAGAAAACAGGAGCAUGUUGAAAAUGGAGAACUUCAGAAAACAGGAGAUAAGUGUGCUCAUAGUUCUGAUGGAAAAGAUGGACUCCUGUUCUGGGGGACACAGGUCUUCAUGAAGCUGAGAACAUAGGGUGGAUACUUACAUUUAAUUGGAUAGUACCUUUCCCCCAUAAAUCUAGCUGGUUCUGCCCCUGUGACAUCUCAUUCUGUCUCUGUCUCUCUGUCUGUCUCACGGGUCUUUACUAUAGGGUGGCAGGGUGGCCUAGUGGUUAGAGCGUUGGACUAGUAACCGGAAGGUUGCAAGUUCAAAUCCCGAGCUGACAAGGUACAAAUCUGUUGUUCUACCCCUGAACAGGCAGUUAAUUCCUAGGCUGUCAUUGAAAAUAAGAUUUUUUUUCUUAACUGACUUACCUAGUUAAAUAAAGGUCAAAUGAACAUGGGACUCAAUUGGUCCUGAGUUUAAAUGUCUUAUACAACUCUCAUCUUGUAUGUUACUAAAUGUAAUUAUUCAUAUGUUAAUUGUUUGCUCAUCUUUUAACAAGAACCACCUCUGCAUCUUGCACAUUUUGCUGAAUUAAAAACUCUCAAAUAAAUAAAUAAAAUCCACAUGAUGUUGUAAAUAAGUCCUAGUAGAAUAUUUCUGAAAAUAUAAUUAUAUCUACACGUGUAAUUCAUUAUUUAAAGGAAUAUGCCGAAUACGUGAAAUAAUUUAAUGUCUGUGCCCGUGUCUUGUGAAUAGCUCAAACCAUGGGGAUUUUUCUCAAUUAGAAGUAAAUGAAUAAUGAAGACCUAGUAUAGAGUUCUAGUUCUAGAGUGACAGAUAAUGAAGUCCUAGUAUAGAGUUCUAGUUCUAGAGUGACAGAUAAUAAAGACCUAGUAUAGAGUUCUAGUUCUAGAGUGACAGAUAAUGAAGACCUAGUAUAGAGUUCUAGUUCUAGAGUGACAGAUAAUGAAGACCUAGUAUAGAGUUCUAGUUCUAGAGUGACAGAUAAUGAAGACCUAGUAUAGAGUUCUAGUUCUAGAGUGACAGAUAAUGAAGACCUAGUAUAGAGUUCUAGUUCUAGAGUGACAGAUAAUGAAGACCUAGUAUAGAGUUCUAGUUCUAGAGUGACAGAUAAUGAAGACCUAGUAUAGAGUUCUAGUUCUAGAGUGACAGAUAAUGAAGACCUAGUAUAGAGUUCUAGUUCUAGAGUGACAGAUAAUGAAGACCUAGUUUAGAGUUCUAGUUCUAGAGUGACAGAUGCUUUUCCCCACAAAAAAAAUGUUUAAAGGCAAUAGUUAAUUUAUAAAGCAUACGCUCUAAAAUAUUUUCUCAUUAAUUUACAUUUACUUUAAAAAUACAAUGAGCGUUCCAGAUGUCCUACCUACAGUGAAUUUGUUAUUAGUGAGGAUGUUUAAUCUGGGUUUUCAGAGUUGUGUAAAUGCCUAUUUGUUAUGGUGUCCUCAUUAAAGGGGGAAGUGUGUGCUAGUCUAGCAGCUGUUCUAAUGCACCUGUCAGUCCUAGCCCGGUGUUUCAAGUCUAUGUUUAACCAACCAUCUCACCCACAUACCAGUGUCCUGGCUAUUUUUGUCCACAGUCACAGUCACUUCUUUUAUUUACUGAACUUAACUUAGUGCACCGACAGACAGACUUGGGUUGAAAUACUAUUCUCAAAUCAUUUCAAAAACCCUUAUUGGUGUUUGAUUGAGCUUCCUGAUUUAAUGGACUAAAAUAACAGCCCCCAAAUGGCAAACCCCACCCAUCUGUCACUCCAGGCAGGCUAAGCAAAACACUCACAGCAUUUGUAAGAGUUAGACAUGGUAUUUGAACCUAGGUGUGUUGUCGGUAGAGUAUGUAUGGCUUCUGACUGCUUUGUCAUGCAGUGACUGUAUAAUUAUCCACCCAAAUAUGUCAAGUUAGCACGCCCUGUCUGUAUUUUCUUCUUCUUCCACAUCCCAGACUACACAUCCCAGCUCACAUCCCAGACUACACAUCCCAGACUACACAUCCCAGCUCACAUGCCAAGCUACACUUCCCAGACUACACAUCCCAGACUACACAUCCCAGACUACACAUCCCAGACUACACAUCCCAGACUAAACAUCCCAGCUCACAUCCCAGACUACACAUCCCAGACUACACAUCCCAGACUACACAUCCCAGACUACACAUCCCAGCUCACAUGCCAGACUACACAUCCCAGACUACACAUCCCAGACUAUACAUCCCAGACUACACAUCCCAGACUACACAUCCCAGUUCACAUCCCAGACUACACAUCCCAGACUACACAUCCCAGCUCACAUGCCAGACUACACAUCCCAGACUACACAUCUCAGACUAUACAUCCCAGACUACACAUCCCAGACUACACAUCCCAGCUCACAUGCCAGACUACACAUCCCAGACUACACAUCCCAGCUCACAUCCCAGACUACACAUCCCAGCUCACAUCCCAGACUACACAUCCCAGACUACACAUCCCAGCUCACAUCCCAGACUACACAUCCCAGCUCACAUCCCAGACUACACAUCCCAGCUCACAUCCCAGACUACACAUCCCAGCUCACAUCCCAGACUAAACAUCCCAGCUCACAUCCCAGACUACACAUCCCAGCUCACAUCCCAGACUACACAUCCCAGACUACACAUCCCAGCUCACAUGCCAGACUACACAUCCCAGACUACACAUCCCAGACUAUACAUCCCAGACUACACAUCCCAGACUACACAUCCCAGACUACACAUCCCAGACUACACAUGCCAGACUACACAUCCCAGCUCACAUCCCAGACUACCCAUCCCAGACUACACAUCCCAGCUCACAUGCCAGACUACACAUCCCAGCUCACAUCCCAGACUAAACAUCCCAGCUCACAUCCCAGACUACACAUCCCAGCUCACAUCCCAGACUACACAUCCCAGACUACACAUUCCAGCUCACAUGCCAGACUACACAUCCCAGACUACACAUGCCAGACUACACAUCCCAGCUCACAUCCCAGACUACCCAUCCCAGACUACACAUCCCAGACUACACAUCCCAGCUCACAUGCCAGACUACACAUCCCAGACUACACAUCCCAGCUCACAUCCCAGACUACACAUCCCAGACUACACAUCCCAGACAACACAUCCCAGACUACCCAUCCCAGACUACACAUCCCAGCUCACAUGCCAGACUACACAUCCCAGACUACACAUCCCAGACUACACAUCCCAGACUACACAUCCCAGCUCACAUCCCAGACUACACAUCCCAGCUCACAUGCCAAGCACGGCCACACUGUCUCUGAUAUGCCUUUGACCAGUUCACCCUUGAAGUCUGGGGCCCAUGUUCUUUUUAAAGAGUCUCACAGUAGGAGUUCUGAUCUUGGAUCAGUUUGAACUUUGGGAUCAUAAUGAACAACAUCCCAUGGAAGGGGACGGGGGUCGGGGAGGACUGACCCUAGAUCAGCACUCCUAACCCAAGAUGCUUUAUGGAUAUUUUUUCGUACAGUAACACAUUAACUGUAUAAGAACCCUGUGUCAUGUUUCGAUAGUGUGAUCUAUGUAUUUGAAUAUACUGUAGCAGCUUUUCAUACAACAGACAAAGAACAGCGAAUAUUUAACCUUGAGCUUGUGAAUGUCUCAAAAUACCUAAUGUACACACUGUUCAUAACUGAAUUGUUUCUGUUUUUAAUCUACAAACACCUUAAAUGUGGAGAGAAAUGAAAGUGUUUUUUAUAAGGGGGAUGGAUUUUCUUGGCUUGGGUUGGUCUUUCCACAUGUUCUGAAAUGUAAUUUAAAUUGUUUUUGUUUUUUUCUCGAAGGUACACAGCUAGAGAAUGUUGACGGUCAGCAUUCCAUAGUUGAAUGAUGCUUGUGAACAUACCAGAGAUAGGAUAUUUAAUUUGUGCUGUGUCUGGUCGUACGUGAUGGUAUGCCUGUGUGUGUGAACAGACGACUGGUAGACCAUGAGGCAGCGAAACAAGUUUGAUUGCAGAAGGCAUUCUUGAAAUUGGAUUGUUAUGUAAAAUUAUCGUCAAUCGUUUUUUUGGGGGGGCAAAUUCUAAAUGUGUCUGGAUUGAACAGUUUCGAUUUGUCGCAAAAAAAAACGAGGCAGCAUUUUAAACGUUUUAAAUGAUCUGUUUAACAACUGUGAAAUUUUGUGACACAUUAAAAGUCUUGCUACAUUAUAGUUAAUAAG
Molecule: messenger RNA, 6010 nt
Organism: Oncorhynchus gorbuscha (pink salmon)
Lineage: Eukaryota; Metazoa; Chordata; Actinopteri; Salmoniformes; Salmonidae
Product: coiled-coil domain-containing protein 136-like
Exons: 11
Coding region: 329-1594 (421 amino acids)
Biological process (GO): acrosome assembly; single fertilization
Cellular component (GO): acrosomal membrane
Source: RefSeq, a predicted model, not a curated record